Psilocybe cubensis is the source of this 1593-nucleotide messenger RNA. RefSeq lists its product as uncharacterized. The record is from RefSeq and is a predicted model, not a curated record. The transcript is spliced from 7 exons. Gene Ontology annotation, molecular function: ubiquitin protein ligase activity; metal ion binding. Gene Ontology annotation, biological process: protein polyubiquitination. Bases 1 to 1593 code for a protein of 530 amino acids. Lineage: Eukaryota; Fungi; Basidiomycota; Agaricomycetes; Agaricales; Agrocybaceae.
AUGUCCUCUCUCCCCCUCCGUCCUGUAACAUCAAAGCCCAGAGGCGUCUGUAGAUACUAUACCACCCCCCGCGGAUGCUUUGCCCAGGACAAGUGCAAGUUUCUCCACGCGGUGCCACCCAGCCCCACCGAGCUCAAGCCAGACGACCAGCCCCUCUUGUCUCCGUAUGAUAAGGCAAAGCGUUGUCGCUACUAUGCCCAAGGGUUCUGUAAGAAGGGAGAUGCGUGCUGGUUCCUGCAUACCAUCGACGGCCCUGUGGCCGGAUCGUCGUCAGCUGUGGAGAGUGAUGAAGAGGAAUCAUGCUCGAUCUGCUUUGAGAAGCCGACUACCUAUGGCCUGCUUGGUGGAUGCAGCCAUAUCUUUUGUAUGACGUGCAUCAAGCAAUGGCGCGAUCCACUCAAUAAACCAGGCGGCGUCGUUGAUUCGGGCAACACUAAAAAGUGCCCCAUGUGUCGAACUCCGUCCAAGUUUAUUACACCCUCAUCUAGGUUCUGGAGAGACGGGACACCAGAGAAGGCGGCUGUCACGCAGGCGUACAAAGACAGUAUGGCUCGUGUGCCCUGUCGGUAUUUCCAGAAGUCGAUACAGAAGAAUAAAGCCAAGCCUAUCUGUCCGUAUGGUAAAGACUGCUUUUACCAGCAUCUAAACGAAGACGGAACGCCGUAUGUCUUUAAAGACGGUGUGGAUGUCUGUAUGAGGAAAUACACCAUGUCGCAGCGACGCGCACUGCCGUUCGAAAGCCAUUUUAUGCCCUUUUCGUUGGAUUUAUCUAGGCUCGACUUGGUCAUUCCCGGCCAUGGCCUGCACUUUCUUCCGCAAAGCACGGUCGAUUCAGUCACUUCAGCACGUAAUCGGCUGCGGGAUGUGGGGCGAUCGCUGGAGAUUAUCAAUCAGGCGAUUGGGGACAGUGCGAAUGGACAGAGUGGGCUGAGCUCGGCUGUGGAGGCGCUGAGGGCGGAAUUUGGGCAUGUUGAGGGAGCAGCGGAUGUGCGACGGCGGGCUGAUGAGGAUGAGGGGUUGUCGACAACGGAAAGCUUAAUGCAGCAGCUUGAGUAUCUGGUGGUGGCAUCUCUAAACUCGAGGCAGAUGCUGCUCGACGCGGAUGACGUUCAGGUUAUUAACUUUGGACGUGAUACGCCACCUCCGCCGUUGCAAGCUGUUGUAGACGACUCGGAUGAGGAGGAGGAAGAAGAGGGACCCUCGACGACACCGGGUGAUUUAUGGCCGGAUAUCUUUGGCCAUGAAAGCGACGGGGACUCGAUGCCUGCGCUGUACAGUGUGUCGAGCACGAGUGACGAGGACGAGGACGAAGGUAGUGCGGGGUACUCUGGCGAGGUGAGCGAUGAUGAGGAGCCUCCACCCCUGGAAGAUGUGCCUGUGCCCGAGGCAUCUUUGGGCGAGGCGACGUUUGUAACUGACGGACGGGGGCGUGUUGUCUGGAGCGGGGAGGACAAGAGCGAACCGCGAGAAGAGACAGCAAGAGAAGAGGAGCAGGGGGGAAGCAGUAGCAAUAGUGGCAACAGUAGUAGCAGCAACAGUAGCAGCAGUGGGACAGGACUGUCGCUGCUAAACUGGAUCCAGGGAUUGUUUUAG